GGAGCGAAUCCCGAGAAAACUGAAGGGUCCGAAAGACCGUCCCGGAGCGGUGGGGAUUGCGGCCUCCCUGCCAGCCCCGGGCCGGCCCAGAGGAGCGGAGGAGGGAGAAGCCCUCGGGCGGCCCCCGGACAGCCCCCCGAUGCCCGGGCCCGGGCGGGGCUGCUGCUGCAGCGGGCCCUCGGUGCCCAUGGCGAGGCGGGGCGCGGGGCAACGGGGUCCCUGGCUGGCACCGGGCCUGGCCCCGGCCCUGGGGCUGCUGCUGCUGUUGCUGCUGCUGCCCGGCGGGCGGCCGGUGCGGGCGCAGAACGACACGGAGCCCAUCGUGCUGGAGGGCAAGUGCCUGGUGGUCUGCGACUCCAGCCCCGCCGCCGACGGCGCCGUCUCCUCGUCGCUGGGCAUCUCCGUGCGCUCGGGCAGCGCCAAGGUGGCCUUCUCCGCCACCCGCAGCACCAACCACGAGCCGUCCGAGAUGAGCAACCGCACCAUGACAAUCUACUUCGACCAGGUGCUGGUCAACAUCGGCAAUCACUUCGAUCUCGCCUCCAGCAUAUUUGUAGCACCAAGAAAAGGAAUUUAUAGUUUCAGUUUCCACGUGGUCAAAGUGUAUAACAGACAGACGAUCCAGGUGAGUUUAAUGCAAAAUGGCUACCCGGUGAUUUCAGCAUUUGCCGGAGACCAGGAUGUUACCAGAGAAGCUGCCAGCAACGGGGUCUUACUCCACAUGGAAAGGGAAGACAAAGUGCACCUCAAGCUGGAAAGGGGAAACCUCAUGGGAGGCUGGAAAUACUCCACCUUCUCUGGCUUCUUGGUGUUUCCACUAUAAGCGCCUGAAGGAUCCCCAGCCGCGAUCUGGCCAGAGUCCAGGGCAACCUCACCUCCCAGUCCUCUGGAACAUGCAAAGUGCUGCAGACUCUUCGGGUGGAAGAAGAAUUUCCUUCCAGACCCAAUAUUAUUCCGAACAGUGAUAAUUCCACCAGAGCCCACGUCUCCAGCUAGUUUUUGACCACAGAGGUCUUUGGGAGCCGAACAGUGAUCGACCUGAGCAAUUUGUACCUGUGAUUGUAAAGUCAAUCUUGGAGUUGAAUGUCGGGCACAGUGACCCUGUUUUCCUUUGCUGUUUUUUUUUUUGUCGUCCUGAGGAGACGAGGAGUUAGGACCCCACCAUUUGCCUUCAAGACUCCCCAGAGAGUCAGAGGAAACAUCUCAGUUGCUGAGGGCUCCAGUGUGCUGGCAAGGCUACAGGACUGAGUGGCUCCAAACCCAGCUCAGUCUUCAUCUUGGGGAGGGGGAAGGAGGGGCUCUGGGUGCAGAAGAGGGCACUAGGAACAACCUGGGCCAAGAAAUGUUUUAUCCAGAGGAGCAGAUUUUGCACGAUUGGAAUAUCCGGUUUUGUUUUGUGUUGUUCGUGUUUUUCCUUGACAAAUUUUUUGAACCCCCCCCCCCCAUUUUUGUUGGGGUGGCUUGAAAAAGGUAAAGUCAGUUGAUCGAUAAGACCAAAUCCCCCCUCCCCCUCAAACCCCUGUAGGUCAAGGAAUGGUAAUCGUCGAACAGUUCUGCCAGCUUUUUCCCAGAGAACAUCUCAGGAGAACUUCAGAGUCCUGGGGGUCUUUGCUUUGCAAUCCAGAAUCUUUCAGGAUCUUGACCUUUGGAUGUGGUCUGACUUGUCUAGAAGUGAACGUGGAGGCUGUGAUGAUCUUAUUUGACCAAAUCUCCUGAAAUACAUUGUUUCUUUGCGUUACCAAGUCUAUCCGUGGUCUCCUCGGCUGUUCUCAUUUAAUCCCUUUCAUUCACCCAUGCUCGAGCAAGCUCCUUUCCCCUGCUAACGAAAGGGAGGAAACCCAUCAUUUCUGGAAAGGGGCAUCUGCGAAGUUUUUGUGGACAUGGGGCUGCAUUGGAGUGGGGUGCGGCGUUGGUUGAAACUUUCCAGUGAAGCAUCUUGGGAGGGGAGUCUUUUUUUCAUAUUUACCUUGUGUAAUGACCCCACCGCUGUUAAAUCCAGGGCCGGUGAGUUGAAUGGCAGGCUUCUAGGUGCCUGAGAAAAUGCAACUUACCAACAGGUGAAAGAGGAGACAUUUAAUUGAUGAGAAUCCAUCUUCCUUUCGUCAAUGUAACCAAAAUACUGAAGACAAAACAGUAACAUUUACGAUUUAGAAUAAAUGGGUUGGAUGUCUGA
Molecule: messenger RNA, 2173 nt
Organism: Tachyglossus aculeatus (Australian echidna)
Lineage: Eukaryota; Metazoa; Chordata; Mammalia; Monotremata; Tachyglossidae
Gene: CBLN2
Product: cerebellin 2 precursor
Exons: 4
Coding region: 140-823 (227 amino acids)
Molecular function (GO): protein binding
Source: RefSeq, a predicted model, not a curated record